This is a messenger RNA of Arachis duranensis, 1675 nucleotides long. RefSeq names its product cytochrome P450 82A1-like. NCBI's taxonomy places the organism in Eukaryota, Viridiplantae, Streptophyta, Magnoliopsida, Fabales, Fabaceae. The transcript has 2 exons. Bases 46 to 1611 code for a protein of 521 amino acids. Gene Ontology annotation, molecular function: oxidoreductase activity, acting on paired donors, with incorporation or reduction of molecular oxygen; heme binding; monooxygenase activity. Gene Ontology annotation, biological process: defense response to other organism. The record is from RefSeq and is a predicted model, not a curated record.
CUAACCAUAUAUAUCUUCCAUACUCAGAACCUUAACCAAGCUAAAAUGGACACAUACCUAAUAAGCACCUUGGCAAUUGGAAUCGUUUCUCUAAUCAUCUUCCUCUGCUUAUUUCUUCUUCCUCCUUUCAAAGCUAGCCACCUUAAAGAACCCCCAAUUGUUCAUGGUGCAUGGCCUAUACUCGGUCAUCUUCCAUUGUUGAGUGGCUCAUCAGAGCCACUCCACAUGGCUUUAGGUUCCAUGACAGACAAGUACGGACCCCUUUUUACCAUCAAGCUUGGCGCCACAAAAACCAUAGUACUCAGCAGCUCUGAAAUGGCUAAAGAAUGCUUCACAAAAAAUGACAUGGUUGUCUCGUCUCGCCCCAAGCUUGUCGCCAUUGAAAACCUUUCCUACAACUUCACAAUGGUGGGGUUCGCGCCAUACGGUUCGUAUUGGCGCAAACUUCGCAAGAUAGUGACCUUGGAGCUCUUGUCUAAUCGCCGCAUCGAGCUACUAGCCCACAUUCGCGUCUCUGAAGUUGGAGCUUCUAUAAAGGAACUCGUUAGUGUUUGGUCGGAUAAUAAAAAUAGUAACAAUGAUGAGUAUGUAUUUGUAGAGAUGAAAAAGUGGUUUUCAGAAUUGGCAUUCAACACGGUUCUUAGAAUGAUUGUGGGGAAGAGAUACUUUGGUUCCAUGGACGCCGCGAGUGAGGAGAAGGCGAAAAGAUGCUUGAAGACCAUGAGAGAGUUUAUGCAUCUCGUGGCGGUGUUCACUGUUGGAGAUGCCAUUCCUUAUCUCAGGUGGUUGGAUUUGGGGGGUCACGAGAAAGCCAUGAAAAAGAUCGCUAAGGAGUUAGAUGAGAUCUUGAGUGAAUGGUUGGAAGAGCACCGCAAAAACAGAGUGUUGGAUGAACAAGACUUCAUGGGCAUGAUGCUUUUAAUUCUCAGGGACAAUGAUAUUGAUGGGAUUAAUGUCGAUACCAUUAUCAAAGCCACAACAUUGGCAAUGAUUGUUGGAGGAGUUGAUACCGUCACUGUUACCCUUACAUGGGCAAUGUGUUUGCUUAUGAGAAAUCCUAAUAUACUAGAGAAAGCAAAAGAAGAACUUGACACCCAAGUUGGAAACCAGAGAUGCAUAAAAGAGUCGGAUAUAAACAAAAUGGUAUAUCUUCAAGCAAUAGUCAAAGAGACACUACGGUUGUGUCCGGCGGCCCCUCUUUCAGCGCCGCGCGAAUUCACCCAAGAUUGCACUUUAGGCGGAUACCAUAUUAAGAAAGGAACUCAGUUAAUCACAAAUAUCUGGAAGAUUAACACCAAUUCUCAGAGUUGGCCAUAUCCAUUGGAGUUCAAACCAGAAAGGUUUCUUACAACUCACAAAGAUGUUGAUGUUAGGGGUCACCAUUUUGAGUUGUUACCAUUUGGAAGUGGUAGAAGAAUGUGUCCAGGAGUAUCUUUUGGCCUUCAAAUGGUUCACUUUACUCUGGCUAGCUUUUUACAUUCCUUUGAAAUCUUGAAUCCAUCUUCAGAACCUGUUGAUAUGACUGGAAUUCUUGGAUUGACUAAUGUUAAAGCUACUCCACUUGAGGUUCUGGUUAAACCACGUUUCUCUCCCGACUGUUAUGACUUAUAAUGUUACUAUUAGAUAUGAGAUGCUUCAUUGGUGUCAUUUUGAUUAUUUUAUUCACAAAAAUGUU